CAAUAAGCAACGACCAUAUUUCACUGUGGAGAUAAUGUUCAAAUUUAAGAAGAAAGAACACGCUCCUCACUCUUCCUCUACUUGUGAAGGCCAAUAUAUCAUACAAUACGAAAAAGGACUCGUCAAUAAUAAACUGGUUUACGUCAACAUUGAAAAGUCUACUGUCUUGGCUGCUCACCCAUCAACAGGCUGGUGCAUAACACAUCUUAAUUAUUGGGAUGAAAUAAAGGACAAGCAAGGAUCAUUUGGGGGAUUCCAUUUCGGGGGAGGUGAGACACCAGCGGAUAACAUCUGGCAGGACUUCUCCGUGAUAGAACCGAAAGGAUUCAUAUUCGUUUCUAAACCGAGUACAAAUAACUAUGCAAAAUGUGACGGCGUCUAUGUCUAUGAAGAUAGAAUUGAUAAAAUAAACGGCCGAGACGUGUAUGUGAAUCGCACGAAUGGUAAAUUUCUAGCAGGACACCCUAACAGUGGUUGGUGUAUCACGGACCUUUGCUACUUGGAUGAAGUCCAGAGAACACAGGGAGCGUUCGGAGGGUUUCACUCAGUAAGUAGCUUUGAACCCGAAGACGGAAACUGGGCAUCUUAUGAAGUGAGUAAAUUUGGUCCAUUUGACGCCAAACACGAUACGAUCUACAAAAAGUCGUCUUGGGUGAAACAUGAAAACACAACCGUCUCAUUCAAAGCGGUGGCCAACUCAGGAGUGGUCAGAACUGAUGAAGACUUUCACGAGAUGCGCAAACGUUGCAUUUCUCUAAAUUGUGGAGGCUUUGCAUGGAGAAAACCCCACUACAAUCAAUAUGGUGAAGAAGAUGAUCCGCCAGUUUGUUUCUUUUACCGACGGAGUCAGAACGAAUUGCGCCUAUCCUUCGUUAGUUCCGAUAAGUACGACUUUUACAUAGCUCCAGAAAAAUUUUGCCCGGACUGCCGUUUUGUACCAUUCCGUGAUCCUGCACCCUCAUGCCACGUCAAUUGGCUUGCCGGUCGUCCUGUGCAUUCUUUUGCCUGCCAGAUAGUCGUCCCAUUCACCACUUCUUCGACGUAUUAUUGCGUGGGUGGAUUUCAUUGUGGUUACAGCGGGAUCCAACAACAUUGUGAUCAGAAGCAGCAAAUCCUCUUUUCCGUCUGGAACGAUUCGUGCGCCAGCAGCAAAGUUAAGAACUGUUGUGUGUAUCCUGGAAUAGUUGCCAAGCCAUUUGGUGGUGAAGGUAUGGGCAUGCAGGCGAUAGGCGUGAGCGGGGACACCUGUGGAUCAAGCGAUUGUUCGCUUGCUGCCUGGACCCCUGGCACGGCAUACACAUUCGUUAUCAGAGCUUACCCGUUAGCAGGUGGUACAGAGUUUGCCUGUUAUGUACACAAACCACAUUGUGGUUGGCAGCUGGUCGCUCGUCACGAACGUCCCGAAGCCCCGCGUUCUGCCAGAGGGAAACUUGAAGACUUAUACAGUUUCAUCGAAGACUUCUCCGGUAACUCUCUUCGACGAAGGGCAAACUUUGCCGCGUGGGUUCAACUUGAUCCUGGCGCUCAGUGGGAGCCAGUGAGACGCAUUAAAGGAACGUCUACAGCUGACAAGGAGGUUCCGAACAAGUCAGUGCGUCUUGUGACAGAAAAUUCCUACCAAAAGGUAGAACUAGUGAGCGGAGGUGAGGCCUUAGAACAUUUCAGCCUUUAUGAGGGAUAUUUGAGUAACCCUCUUCCUGUACCAGACAUUCUAAAAGAAUUGGGCAAGUAAAAUGUUUCCCAUUUCUUAUGCGAAAAGUAUCUCCUCUAAGACGAGUUUUAUAAAAUAUAAAGGCAAAUUUUUUCUUCCAAUCUAUUGUCGCCACAGGAUUUAGUCUCGUUAAUAGUUGGCAGUUUGUUUGAUGCUGCAGCUUGAUACUGUUUCUGGGACUGAUAUGGGCUAAAAAUACUUCCAUUAAAAUUAGUUAAUGACAAACACAGAUGCCAUCCAAAAGCAACAACGAUUCUGUCAUAGAAUGAAGUUGUUUCCAUUACGCUGCCACCAGUUUCUCUGCCUAUAAUGCAUGCUGUUUCUCGCCUAUAAACUCUGUAAGGAUGUCAUCUGAAUUACUGAAAAAAUUUAGAACCUAACUCGUACAGCCUAGCCAAGCUAUCCAGAAUACUUCGCCAGUCAAGGCGCGCAGCAGACUGAGCUGCUGUUGGGCGCGCAUCCGUGCACCACCAAUUUUGUGCACCAAUAGGCCCUGAA
Hyalella azteca is the source of this 2209-nucleotide messenger RNA. RefSeq lists its product as uncharacterized. Bases 35 to 1732 code for a protein of 565 amino acids. The transcript is spliced from 2 exons. The record is from RefSeq and is a predicted model, not a curated record. NCBI's taxonomy places the organism in Eukaryota, Metazoa, Arthropoda, Malacostraca, Amphipoda, Hyalellidae.